AUGAAUCAAACUCCACAAUUAUGUAUUUACCUACAACACCCAAUUUGUCAAAUUAUUCACUCAACCGCAACUCAAUUUCAUAUUCACAAAGCAUUACAAAAGUAUGAAAAUCUUUCUCAUCGUAUUUUCCUUUCAGUACUGUUUGCUUAUUGCAAUACUUUCUUUAGUGGAAUUAUUUUUGAUUAUCAAGUUAAUACUAGCUUAUAUAUUAUGGUUGUUCAUACAUCAAUAGCUUUUAUUCUUGAAUCAAACGUUAUUUUUUCUUUAUUACAGAGGUAUAUUUUAAUAGAUGACAUGUGUUUAGCUGUUAAGGCGAUGAGGGCAGGGUGUUCUGCUUUUUUAAGUUUCUCAGAAAAACAUUUCUCUGGAAGUCAUUUUCUUAUUUGUGCAGUUUAUGCAUUAUUUAAAAGUCAUGGAUCAGAUGUGUAUGGGUUAAUAAUAAGGUAUUGUCUUGGUAUUCCUGUUAAACCAUUUAGGUUAUUCAUCCCCAUGAGUUUUAUUAAUGAAAUUCCAUUCCUUAUUGUUCUUCAUUUUACUAUUCCAUAUAUGAAUAAUAUUCACAAAACAUUAUUUAUCAUUACUUUUGAUAUAACCACCAUCAUAAAUAUUGUUUUAUCAAAUCAUACUGAAAAAUCAAUGCAAGACUAUGCUUUAGAUUACUUGGUUAAAGUAUUAAAACAUUAUAAAAAAAAUUAA
This is a messenger RNA of Entamoeba dispar SAW760, 696 nucleotides long. RefSeq lists its product as uncharacterized. The transcript has a single exon. The record is from RefSeq and is a predicted model, not a curated record. NCBI's taxonomy places the organism in Eukaryota, Evosea, Mastigamoebida, Endamoebidae. The coding region runs from base 1 to 696 and encodes 231 amino acids.